AGCGAACUCGAGCAAAGCUGCUGUCCUAUUGUGGUUGAGCCUCCACGAGUAAUCUUCGAGCCUCAAGUCGCCCCAUCAACAAAGCAGAAGGCACACAUAUUUUUUGUUUUCCUUUUCCUUAGGUAAUUCUCAGCAUACACCUUUCCCUUUUGGCAGAAAGUAAGGUAGGACGCGAGCCGUGUCUUCGUGUUGCUCGUACGAAAACGAGGAUAACAUCAUAUAUGUGUUUUCCUUUCGGGUGGUGCGUUUACUCCGCGUAGCUGCAACGAUAUGCUGCUUUCAGUAAUACCAAUCUCUCUCUACUAUUAUUAUUAUUAUUAUUAUUAAAGCAGCGUAACACUUUUCUUUUCACACUCUUCUUCUUCUUUUAUUUUUGUAUGUCAUCGGUGCAGCAGUAGUAUGUUGUUUUUCUCUAAUCGUAUACCUUUUUUUUUGUUCCACACUCCUCUGGUUCUUCUGAGCUGCUAACGAUAGUGAUACCGCCUUGCACAGCUUGUUUAGUUUUCUUUUAGUUCCCUCGCUUUCUUCCAAAUAUUUCCCAACACUGCUUUUUCGAGCUUGCCGGCUGGCAGGUCCAUCAACUCUAACUUUUUUCUUCUCGUCUUCUAGUUAUUACCCUGCUUUGGAAAAAGCUCUCUUUAGUGUUGUGGGAACGCGUUCGAUUUUUCCGCUGUCGUUGAACGCGAGGUUGCCAACACGCUUUUGUAUAUUCCUCAACAAUAAAAACCGUUAGAAUACCAGCGUGGGAUAGCUUACGACGCAACAACGUGAUCGCAGGUAGAGCCUUCUGCUUUCGCUUCUCCUUUUAAGAGCCAAUUACCUUUUUUGUUUGUUUCCUUUCAACUAUUGCUCUCACAAAAACUGUGAUACUCUACGGCAGCAGCGUUAAAUUUGGCACUUCUCGAAGGAAAAUGGAGAAAACGGGUGGAGAAGUCAUCGUGAUGCGGGUGAUGCCCAUCCCAGUGCAGCUCCGAUACCUUCUCUCGGCUGCCCUCGUCUGCUUCAUACUCUCUGUCACUGGUCUGUAUCUCUGGGAGCAGAUGCCGCUUAACAAGGAUACGCAGCCCGGCCUCAAUCGCACCUUCGGCUACACCGGCAGCGGCAUCGUAGGCGUUAUUCUCCUCUUCUCGUUUUCUACGGUGUGGGUGGUGCUCCUGUACGAGAGCUCGCAGCUGUUUGUGCGCUACGCCUUCCUGCCGCAGCACGCACACGAUCAGGCGAAACGUCUUCUGUGCGUCGCCCUCUCCAUACAGGCUGUGCUAGGUCUAUUUCUUCUCAUCUGGUCGUCCGUGCUGCUGCACAAGCUGGGGCGCGAGACAGCGAGCUGCGGCGUCAUUUUCUGCUUGGGUGUUCAAAAGCACUUUGAAUUUGCCAAGACUCGUGGGGCCAGUUUCAACUUCCUCGUUGGAUUUAUGGCCUUCUGCACCCUUGUCCCGCUGUCGUGUGUGAUGUGGUACCGCGUCUACACGCUGUGGCUGCUGCAGAAGGCCUUCCGCGCCGUCGGGACCAGCGAAGGCGUUCACUCAACGAUCGCCGGCGACUUUGCCGUGAACCCCUCCGACAAAAACGGUGGAGAGAGCCACAGCGACGCUUCCAUUUUGGUUGCGAACACGAGCACCUCUUCCCCGGGAGAGGGCAGCGCCUGCGCGGCCACUUCCGCCAACCCCAUGGCGAAGCCUCCGAGCAUACGCACGUACGCGGCCACGCCGUGGAAGAAGCAGCUCUCGCGCAUCAUCGGGCUGUGCCUCGGCAUUGUUGCGUGUGCGCUGUUGACGUUCUGGCUGCCCAACGAUCCGCGCCGCUUUCACCCCGCAAACAUCGCGCGCUUUGCAAAUUUGACCAUUUCACGAACUCAAAACACAAAGACGUCGGUGGUGCCUGAGAUGCCGUACGCGUGGUUCCGCACCGGUCAGAUCCGCGUCUCGCAAGACCUCAUUCUGAAGCUCUUCCCCGGCAACGUCUUCUUCUACGUGUACCUGCUCUCGCUGGCGAUCAUCGUGUUUGUGCUGCGGCAGACGCAGACGGGUCGGUACUGGAUGCAGCGCCGCAUCCCGCGCUGUGCGUGCUUCACGUACGGCGAGGCAGCCUUCAUGGCGGCCACGGCGUGGCUCGUCCUCUUCUUCACCAUCUACUGGGUGCGGGACCACAACUAUAAGAAUGCGUGGGGAAACGGCAUCAACCCAAAGAUGCUGAAGUGGCCCGAGCGGUGGGGUCGUGGGAUGGGUCAGCUCGCCAUCCUCUUCCUGUCGCUGCUGCUGCUGCCUGUGGGUCGGCAGUCCGUCAUUGUGACGGUGCUCGGUGUCUCGCGCGACGGCCUGCUGUGGUUCCACCGCGCGGUGGGCUACUGCAUGCUUGCGGCAACGCUGGCCCACAUUACCAUCUUCUAUUACUCCUUUUAUGAAUACGGGCUACUUUGGCACAACCUCUGCUUCUUGCCCAUAACCAUCGGAGAGGCGUCCGUCAUAAACGACUUCACGACCAUCGCAGCGACGUGGACGACGUGGUUCCUGCUGGUGGCGAUGGGCAUCUUCAGCCUGAACGCGAUGCGGCGCCGCUUCUACGAGCUCUUCUACUACGCGCACCUCGGCGCCACCUACAUGACGCUGCCCAUGAUGAUCUUCCACGCGUCGGCGGGCUGGAUGUACAUGCUGCCGGGGCUGACGCUGUUCCUGGCGGACCAGCUGGUGCGGGUGUGGCAGCGGUCGGCGGUGGUGCGUGUGGUGCACGCGCGGACGAUCAGCGAGGACACGGUGGAGCUGGCCUUCUCGGUGCCCGGGCGGUGGGACAUGCGCUGCGUGCACCCCGGCCAGUACGUGCUGGUGUGCGUGCCGGAGCUGACGGCGCUGCAGUGGCACCCCUUCACGCUGACCAGCGUGGUGGACGAGGACGGGGCGGCGGACGCGGGCGGCGUUGCGGUGAGCACGACGGGGACGGUGUUCUACCUGCACAUCAAGUCGAUGGGGCCGCUGACGUGGACGGGGCGGCUGUACGACAUGGUGCGGAGCGGGCAGGUGUUCAGCGUGGGCGUGGAGGGCCCCUGCGGGACGCCGGUGGACUACAGCCGCUACGACGACAUCGUGCUCGUCGCGGGCGGCAUCGGCGCCGCGCCGUGCGUGUCGGUGUACGGGUCGCUGCUGCGCGCGCACAUGCGGAGCGCCGACGGCGCUGGUGUGCCGCGUGUGCGGAUGGUGUGGAGCACGCGGUCUGCGUCGCUGGUGGGUGCCGUGGCAGACAUGCUGCAGCUGCCGGUGUCGUACCGCGGCCUCGUGCGCACUCCGCAGCGACGCAAAGGGAAUUCGGGAACCACUGCGAAUGCGCCGUCAACGCGCUCCUCUGUGCCAGCUGUCCUCCACACGGAGACCACGGUGGAGGUGCCCGCAUCGCAGAGGGUAAGAAACGAAGACUUUGCGCUGGACGUGUACAUUACACGCAGCGGCGAACUGGCGAAAGUUGCCCUUCUGGAUCAUGAGAUGCGGGAGUUGAGCGCCGCUGCCGCUGAGACUCAGCUUUCCGCUCCAGGGAUGCUCGCCGAGCGCCUGAGUGGCAAGGCCCGGGAAGAGGUGGAAGAGGAGGAACUGGUUAUGGAGCGCGCGGCGCCGCAGCAACCGCCAGUGCCAGCAGCCGUGAAUCGCGGUGCUCGGCUGCGUGUGUUUGAAGGUCGUCCAGAUCUGCCUCUCGAGAUACGUAGUGCGUUCCUGAACCCCGCAACUAACGAGAUGGACGGGGAUGCGAUGCGCAAGCUGGUGCUUGUUUGCGGUCCGGAAGGAAUGGUGAAGGAUGUCGUAAUUGCUGCAGCUGAGAUCGGCGUUGCGGUGCACACGGAAGAGUUUCUCUUCUAA
This is a messenger RNA of Leptomonas pyrrhocoris, 3839 nucleotides long. RefSeq names its product putative ferric reductase. NCBI's taxonomy places the organism in Eukaryota, Euglenozoa, Kinetoplastea, Trypanosomatida, Trypanosomatidae. The transcript has a single exon. Gene Ontology annotation, molecular function: oxidoreductase activity. The record is from RefSeq and is a predicted model, not a curated record. Gene Ontology annotation, cellular component: plasma membrane. The coding region runs from base 912 to 3839 and encodes 975 amino acids.